Messenger RNA from Pteronotus mesoamericanus, 2175 nucleotides. RefSeq names its product collagen type XXV alpha 1 chain (gene COL25A1). The record is from RefSeq and is a predicted model, not a curated record. Lineage: Eukaryota; Metazoa; Chordata; Mammalia; Chiroptera; Mormoopidae. Bases 28 to 2175 code for a protein of 715 amino acids. The transcript is spliced from 38 exons.
GGGUGGGAGGCAGCCGACCCCGCCACGAUGCUGCUGAAGAAGCCUGCAGCCAAAGGAGGGGCCCGGGAGCCGGGCUCGGAGGAUCCAAACCCCGCUGGGCAGCGUUGUGCCAGGACCGUACCCUCGUGCGCGGUCCUGGCGGCCCUCCUGUCAGCGGUGGCCGUGUUGUCUUGUCUGUACCUGGGGGUGAAAACCAAGGACCUCCAGGCGAGGAUCGCUGCUCUCGAAUCCACCAAAGGGGAUCCUUCCAUCCGUCUGCUUCCUGAUUGCGUGGAUCGGCUGAAUGCAAUGGUGCAAGAGAAAGUGGAGCGACUUCUGGCUCAGAGAUCCUAUGAACAUAUGGCGAAAAUAAGAAUCGCAAGAGAAGCACCUUCAGAAUGCAACUGCCCAGCAGGCCCUCCAGGGAAACGUGGUAAGAGGGGACGAAGAGGAGAAUCUGGUCCUCCUGGUCAGCCAGGUCCUCAGGGCCCUCCUGGUCCAAAAGGUGAUAAGGGAGAACAAGGUGAUCAGGGGCCUCGGAUGGUGUUUCCUAAAAUCAAUCAUGGGUUUCUCUCUGCUGAUCAGCAGCUCAUUAAACGCCGCCUGAUUAAGGGUGAUCAAGGACAAGCUGGGCCCCCAGGCCCUCCAGGACCUCCAGGCCCAAGAGGGCCUCCUGGGGACACAGGGAAAGAUGGCCCCCGUGGAAUGCCAGGAGAGCCCGGCGAACCAGGGAACCCAGGAAAACAAGGCAUAAUGGGACCUAUGGGGCCUCCAGGACAAAAGGGUUUUGUUGGAGCACAUGGAAUUCCAGGGAUGAAUGGGCAAAAGGGUGAGCCUGGGGUGCCUGGAGCAGUAGGGCAGAAUGGAACACCAGGACCAAAGGGGGAGCCUGGAGAACGAGGAGAAAAGGGCGAUGCUGGCGAGAGUGGCCCCAAAGGUGACACCGGCGAAAAGGGGGACCCUGGAUCAUCUGCUGCUGGAAUUAAGGGAGAACCUGGAGAAUCUGGUCGUCCAGGGCAAAAGGGUGAACCAGGGCUUCCUGGGCUUCCUGGACUUCCGGGGAUAAAGGGUGAACCGGGUUUCAUGGGUCCUCAAGGAGAGCCAGGCUUACCAGGGCUACCGGGAACAAAGGGUGAACGAGGGGAGGCGGGGCCUCCUGGAAGAGGCGAGCGAGGAGAGCCUGGGGCCCCUGGACCAAAGGGGAAACAAGGUGAAUCAGGAGCUAGAGGCCCAAAGGGGUCAAAGGGUGACCGUGGCGACAAAGGAGACUCUGGAACCCUGGGACCAAGGGGUCCACCUGGUCAAAAGGGGGAUCAAGGAGCCACCGAGAUCAUCGACUAUAAUGGCAACCUCCACGAAGCCUUGCAGAGGAUCACCACCUUAACUGUCACGGGUCCCCCUGGACCACCUGGACCUCAAGGACUACAAGGGCCAAAGGGAGAGCCAGGAUCUCCAGGAAUUCCAGGAGUUGAUGGAGAGCAGGGACUCAAAGGCUCAAAGGGAGACAUGGGGGACCCGGGAACGUCCGGUGAAAAAGGAGGAAUCGGGCUCCCUGGGUUACCGGGUGCCAAUGGAAUGAAAGGAGAGAAAGGAGACUCCGGACUGCCAGGCCCUCAGGGCCCCUCCAUCAUAGGCCCCCCAGGUCCGCCAGGCCCCCAUGGCCCUCCAGGCCCCAUGGGACCCCAUGGACUUCCUGGACCAAAGGGUGAACCAGGGUUAAAUGGUGUUAAAGGAUUGAAGGGUGAACCAGGUCAAAAGGGUGACAGAGGACCCCUUGGUCUUCCAGGAGCAUCUGGCUUAGACGGAAAGCCAGGAGCCCGGGGUACAGAUGGCCCUAUGGGACCCCAUGGCCCUGCAGGUCCCAAAGGAGAAAGAGGUGAAAAAGGAACUGUGGGAGAGCCAGGACCCAGAGGACCCUAUGGGCUGCCUGGGAAAGAUGGAGAGCCUGGUCUUGAUGGCUUCCCUGGUCCACGAGGCGAGAAGGGUGAUCUAGGAGAAAAGGGAGAAAAGGGGGAAAAGGGAAAGAAAGGCAAAAAGGGGCCUAAAGGGGAGAAAGGAGAACAGGGUGCUCCUGGAUUAGAUGCACCUUGCCCGUUGGGGCCAGAUGGAUUACCCAUGCCUGGCUGUUGGCAAAAGGUAGGCUUUAUGGCAUUAUUUCUGAAAGAAGUUCUCUCCCUUCCUCUUCACCUGGCCUAG